AGAUGCAGGCGCAUAACGCGCAGUCGCCGCCCUGUUUCCUGUCACUGCGCUGCCAUCGUGCAUCACUUGAUUUCUCUGUAAGGAGCACAUGCUCUUCCAGUCACCCUGUUCGCAAAACUGCUUAUGAAAAUGCUCCAAACGCGCAUCGGUCACUAUAAAAAACUCGGUGUUCUGCUGCUGCUGGCCACUGUCGUGGGUAACAGUCGUGGAUCACAAAACAUGAGUAGCUCAGGCCCAGGGACAGCGACUCCGACGGCUACCGCUGGACACAAUCACUCCGUCGGCUGGACGUCCCCGGUGGCCAAUACCACUGGCCUGCACUUUAACUCCACCACUGGUAAGGAUGGGAUGUCAAACGUUACGACGGCAGCCAUGACUACGUCAAGCCUGGGCAGCAAAUGGACGAGCCAGCUGAUGAGUGUCGCUACCAGCGGAGGCUCCAGCAGAGAUACCUGGAACACCACGGCCGCUGACCGUUCAGACAAGCCAGUGAAGAACAACAUCGGCUUAGGACUUUUCAUUCUGAUCUUUCUCAUGGCUGUCAUCAUCCUUCUGAUCGUCGUAAUUUGGUGUAUACGCAAGAAAACGAGGCAAUACUCUUUCGACUUGAACCACAAAGAAGAUGUCGACAUUCCUUUAAGCUCUGUUGGCCAAGGAGGAGUGUUUGCGCCCAACCAAAACGAUGAGAAGCCUGCAGACUUCGAGUACGUCGCCAAAGAGGAGAGCGGUGUGGCCCCAGGGGACAGCGAGCUGCAGUCUGCAGAGGAUAGCAGGGGCCCUGAGGACGAUUUAGAAAAGUCGGUCACCUUCGGCUCUCAGAUUGCCUUGACGCCCAAAGAGAAGCCUCUUGAGUUCCCCUUCAACUUGAUUGACGGAGAGGCCAACCAAUCCAGCGACACCGCCACGGAGACCCUGGGGGAGCCACAGAAUGAAAAUAACAACAACACCGGGGCAAGGCUGCCGUCCAGCCCAGACUCUCCUACGGCGGGUUCCUUCGGUGCUGGCCCAUGUGGGAUCUUCACCGAGAUCAGCCUGGAUGAGCCCGUAUAGCGUGGCUGGUUCCCUGAGCCUUUCCUCACGCCGUGAACUUAUAAGGUCUGACAGCUUCCCCGAAACUAAAGGCAUCCAAGGCUGAGGAUGUAUGAGUCCUUUGCUUCCACAUCUCAGUCCAAACUGACGAGACCCUCCAGCCCGCAGCCCCCUGCCUGCUCUUCCACCUGCUGCUCUGCUUCUCCUCCUUUCAUCUCCAUGAACAUGCUGCUUGCUUUGCAUAUAGCUGAUAGGACAAAACCACUAAAUACACCAAGAUAAAUCUGUACAGGAUCGAUGCCAAGUUUUUAAAAAGUAACACCUGAAUACGUAUGAUGUGUGUGUAACCGUGCAAAUGACUGCAAUUUAUUCUAAUGACAAUUUUUACCAAAACUCACUGCAACAAACUAUUUUCCUGUGUAUAAUGAACUAUAUUUAAGACAUAAAAGCUGAAUACAGAAUUGUGAAUUAAUUUCUAUAAAAAUUGUGUAAUCUUUUUAAA
Molecule: messenger RNA, 1531 nt
Organism: Brienomyrus brachyistius
Lineage: Eukaryota; Metazoa; Chordata; Actinopteri; Osteoglossiformes; Mormyridae
Exons: 9
Coding region: 124-1050 (308 amino acids)
Source: RefSeq, a predicted model, not a curated record